UAAUUUUACAAAAAGUAUUUUUGACAGCUAAUGGUACUCUAUACAUGCAUGGGUCCACAACAUUUUUUAAAUGGUUAUAUCUCUUGAAGAAAAAAAAAAAAUCUGGGAAAAAAUGAAUGUUUUGAGCGCCUCAACACACAAAGUUUCAAUCCCCUACUAAAACUAUGCGGCUGUUAGAAAUGUUUAUAUGUCUCUCCCAGGUCAAAACGAACCGAAUGAGUAACGAGGGUUAAACAUCACUAAAGCUGUGACAGAUCCUCUAAAUAAAUAAUCACUUCCUCUCAGAAUACAGGGCAAUUCUAAAUUGGUCUAAAACAUGUUAAAAUGGACAUUGAUUUUGUUUUGGGUUUCUUCACAUUUCAAAUUUCAUGAAUUACUGUUGUAUAAAAACAAGGUUUGGUGCUGCAUUUUGCCGACUCAGCACUCUGAAUUCACUGAUGUACCGCAGUACAGAGAGAGAGAGAGGAUGGUUCUGUGGAAACACGCUGCGCAUCCUCCUCAUCCUCAUGAGUUCAGCUACAGCAGCGGCGCAGUGCAGGAGCACUAACCUACAACACAACACAAGAACAGCGCAGCGACGCGAUCCAGCGCUGCUUUUUUGUAUGUUUAUAAUUUCUCUCAAUCACGGAAUUUUUUUACGUUUUGGAGAGGAAAUUGGUCACCCUAAAAAUCCGUUCCCGUAGUUCCCUCAAGGCGAAACUGAACAUUUCUACGCGAGCGCUCUCACUGUCCAGCGCGUGCUGCGUAAGGCACUGUGAAACAGCUGCACGAGAAUGUCUGCUGCAGAUGAUGCCAACCCAGCAGGUGCUCCUGGAGGAGCCGGUCCUCCUGCUCCCCCUCCAAACACCACCAGCAACCGCCGACUGCAGCAGACACAAGCACAAGUGGAGGAGGUGGUGGAUAUCAUGCGUGUGAAUGUGGAUAAGGUUCUGGAGAGAGACCAGAAGCUCUCUGAGCUGGACGACAGGGCCGAUGCUCUGCAGGCCGGGGCGUCACAGUUCGAAAGCUGUGCCGCCAAACUGAAGAACAAAUACUGGUGGAAGAAUUGCAAGAUGAUGAUUAUUAUGGGUGUCAUUGGAGUCAUCUUCAUUGGCAUCAUUUUCUUGUAUUUCUUCUCUUGAGCCGAUCCACCUGCAGCGAAUGAGAAAACGAAUGAGUAAAUGAAGAAAACACAACCGUUAGCUCCGCCCCUUUUUCCACAUCCUUCUCGCGUCAAUCUCGACGUCUCUCCGUUUAGUCAAUUUCCACUUUUGUGUGACAGUAGUACAUGAUAUCUGCUCUGCAUUCCCCUUUACCAGGAUGAGCAUGAUUCAAUUUCUCUCUCUCUUUCCCUUCCUCUCAGGAUCUCCUGCAUUAUUUAAACUUUCUGCAGACACGCAGACAUUCAUACAAGAAUGCCAGAGAGAGCAGAAGAAAAAAAGACUAAUAAGAAUAAGUAGGAGAGGCCUGGAAGUGCAAUACUGUUUAUAAGUUUGUGGUCAGAAUUAAAAAAAAAAAAAAAGAAAGAAAGAAAUUAAUACUUUUAUUCAGCAAAUGUGCAUUAAUUUGAUAAAUAGUGACAGUGUCAGACAAGAUUUCUAAUUUUCUAUUUAUCAAAGAAUCCUGAAGAAAAAGUAUCAUGGUUUCCACAAAAAUAUUAAGAAAAACUGUUUUGUACUUAAGAGAUACAGACAUUUCCAGAAAAGCUGAACCAAUAGACAGAUCAUUUAUGAAAAUAGCUGAUUUUUCUUACCUAGAUGUGCACAAGUAGUGAAAAUAAACAGUAAAAAUGCAAUGCCAGGUAUGUAAUAAAAGAGAAAAGUGGGAAUUCUUUGCACACAGAGAAAGAAUAAGGUUCAUUUGUUUCUUUUGACUUGCAUGGCAGAAUAAUCCCACUGUUUUAUGUGUGAUAUGUUAACUUAUCACUAUCAACUGCCUGUUAUGUGCAAAAAAAAAAAAAAUCUUGUUCUGUGGAAGGGAACAAGAUGUGAAUGCUACGAGGCUGCCAAAAUGUACUGAAACGUACAGAAAUUCACAGAUAAUCAGUGCAAACAGAGCAUAAACAAUAAUCUAUACUGCCAUUCAACAUACACAUUCCUUCAUCAGCACAGACUUUUAUAUUUUGUUCUGUUGUUCGAGAAUGUAGACAUUUCUAUUUUUCUCUUUAGUUAUGACCAACUAAUAUACUAUAUGUAUAAAUAUGAAUGAAUGAAAGCAUAUACCAUAACAGAGGGGUAAUAACAUCAGCUCUGAUGCCAGUAUUAGAUUUUAAUAGCAUAAAAAGCAUGCUUGUAUGCCCCUGAUUCUUUAAUGAUGCCAAUAAAACCAUCGACAAAA
Molecule: messenger RNA, 2316 nt
Organism: Cyprinus carpio (common carp)
Lineage: Eukaryota; Metazoa; Chordata; Actinopteri; Cypriniformes; Cyprinidae
Product: vesicle-associated membrane protein 3-like
Biological process (GO): vesicle fusion; vesicle-mediated transport; SNARE complex assembly
Cellular component (GO): SNARE complex; plasma membrane
Molecular function (GO): syntaxin binding; SNAP receptor activity
Source: RefSeq, a predicted model, not a curated record